This is a messenger RNA of Onychostoma macrolepis, 2905 nucleotides long. RefSeq names its product zinc metallopeptidase, STE24 homolog (gene zmpste24). Bases 256 to 1662 code for a protein of 468 amino acids. Gene Ontology annotation, biological process: CAAX-box protein processing. The record is from RefSeq and is a predicted model, not a curated record. Gene Ontology annotation, molecular function: metalloendopeptidase activity. Lineage: Eukaryota; Metazoa; Chordata; Actinopteri; Cypriniformes; Cyprinidae. The transcript is spliced from 10 exons. Gene Ontology annotation, cellular component: endoplasmic reticulum membrane.
UUAUGGUUACACCUUAUUUCCCAUGAAUGGGAAGGGAAGUGCUAGAGCAUGAGUUAUCAUUAUUUGUGCAUUCCUGCUUGUAGUUUUUCAAUAUAUGGACUUAACAUAUACACAUUCUCGUAAGGUUCAAGUCUCGUAUUGGGUUGGAAUAGGUUCGAAGAUUAUCUGUUGCCUUGAAUGAUUAUCAGACAGACGAAUCACUGUAUAUCCCGGAGCUAAUUAACGGUGCCAACAAAUAACUGCCAAGCCGUAAUAAUGUUGCUGGAAAUUCUUGCAUUACCAGUUGAAGACAAAAUCUUUUACGCUGUCCUGGUCUUCUCAUGGACGGUGUAUAUUUGGGAGGCCUACCUCGCAUAUAGACAGAGGAAGAUCUACAGGACAACAAUGCAUGUGCCCACUGAGCUGGGCAAGAUAAUGGAUUCAGAGACCUUUGAAAAGUCUCGCCUCUAUCAGUUGGACAAGAGCAACUUUGGCUUCUGGUCUGGACUCUACUCGGAGGCAGAGGGCACGCUGAUUUUGCUCCUGGGAGGAAUCCCCUUCCUCUGGAAAGUGUCAGGGAUUCUCACAGCUCGUUCUGGUUUUGGUCCAGAGUACGAGAUCUCCCAGUCUUUGGUGUUCCUGAUGUUGGCGACUCUCUUCAGUGCUUUCACUGGCCUUCCCUGGAGCCUCUACAACACUUUUGUUAUUGAGGAGAAGCAUGGAUUCAACCAGCAGACACUGGGUUUCUUCCUGAAAGACGCUCUCAAGAAGUUUGCUGUGACUCAGUGUAUUUUGUUGCCAGUGACAUCAUUGCUCCUCUAUAUCAUCAAGAUUGGUGGUGAUUACUUCUUCAUCUAUGCCUGGCUCUUCACACUCAUCGUCUCUCUGAUUCUGGUGACUAUCUACGCAGACUACAUCGCCCCUCUGUUUGAUAAAUUCACUCCGCUGCCAGAUGGAGAGCUGAAGAGUGAGAUUGAGAGCAUGGCAAAGUCCAUCUACUUCCCCCUCACCAAGGUCUAUGUAGUGGAAGGUUCAAAGAGAUCUUCCCACAGUAAUGCGUACUUCUAUGGUUUCUUCAAAAACAAGCGCAUUGUGCUAUUCGACACUCUUUUGGAGGAUUACUCCCCUUUAAAUAAGUCUGGCGAGAAAGAGCCAGGAACAGGAGAGGAGAACGAAGCAGCAGGCAUUGAGAGCAAGUCCAAACCAAAGAACAAGAAACAGGGCUGCAGUAACCCUGAGGUUCUGGCAGUUCUUGGACAUGAACUGGGACAUUGGAAACUAGGCCAUACAGUCAAGAACAUUGUCAUCAGCCAGAUGAACUCCUUCCUGUGUUUCUUCCUUUUUGCUGUCCUGAUUGGUCGAAAAGAGCUCUUCAUGGCAUUUGGUUUUCAUGACACCCAACCAACUCUUAUGGGGCUGAUGAUCAUCUUUCAGUUUAUCUUCUCACCUUACAAUGAGUUGCUGUCAUUCUGUUUGACGGUGUUGAGCCGAAGGUUUGAGUUUCAGGCAGAUGCAUUCGCGCGCAGUAUGGGCCGAUCGUCUGAGCUGUACUCUGCUCUCAUCAAGCUCAAUAAGGACAACCUAGGCUUCCCUGUAGCAGAUUGGCUCUUCUCUAUGUGGCAUUAUUCCCAUCCUCCCCUGCUAGAGCGGCUCAGAGCCCUCACUGGACCCAAGCAAGACUGACAGCUUUGCAAGGGGGCGCCACGUUCACCACUCGCUCCCCCGAGAAAGGGUCUCCGCCGGCCUCUAUUGGCCCUCUGAUAUUGAUGCCUAUUUCUCUCUUCUUCCCUCUCUUUUAUUUCCAUUCCUCUUCUUAAGUAUUUGGGUUUUGCCAUUUGUUUGUUAUCGCCCUGUAAAGAAGUCUAAAUUGUUUUCAGAUGGCUUCAGACAACUCGGUAUACAAGAUGUUAAUCUGUGCUUUCAGUAUGCCUUUUGCAAUUGUUCUUGAUAUGGUUUUGAUUGUUUUAAUUCGUAUAUACAUUUUAACUGUGAAUUACCCCCUCCGGCUCUUUAGAUCCAUGCAUUUUGACUUUAAUUUAGUGUCAUCCACUUGAACCGUGAGAGAGGAGGUUAAAACAUCUCAGAGGGGCCCUUAGCAGUGUAUGAAACCAGGAGAUUAUUACCAAGAGAUUUAAUACUGAGUGCCAGCUGGUGUACUUUAAAUAAUGUCUGUUUGUUGAAACUGAAAUGAGGACUGUUUGUCAGAAGAAAUUAAAUGGAUCAGAUGACAGAUGUUAUGGACUACCCAAUGAGACUGCUGUUCUGAACUCGUAUGGCUCAGUUAGGCCAAUUAAAAUGUCUAUUCUAAUUUUAGUUCUUUCAACCUUUUGAAAUAAUUUUGUUCUUUGUUUUACCAAUUAAAGGUGUUUGAACCUUUGUGUAUAUAUAUAUAUUAAUUUUUGUGAAAUAUGAGCAACAUACAAGGGCCAGGUUGACUUUCAAAAUAUUUAAUGAGGUUAGAAUUGUUGUUUUAUUUAGUUCAUUUUUUCUUUGUGCCAGUGUGUGCAAGAUGUUGCUAUGAGAAUAUAUGUAGAAAAAUUAUGCUGUCACAUUUCCCCCAUUUCCUCAGAGAAUUGACGCCCUUAAUAGUAACAGAGUUCUGCUGGUGGAAACUGCAUUUAUGAGGAUUCUGUGAGUUUUCACAUUAAGAAUGUUAAAUUCGGCAUGCAAUCUUGUCAAAAUGUUGAACUCUGAAGACUUUGUGUGAUUGACAUGUAAAUGGAUAAAUGCGGAGUAGCAGUGGCUUGAAGAGUCUGUAGAAUGCCCACCUGUUGAAAAUAAGCCCUAAACAAUAACAGAUCCUUAGAGAGAGUUAUAUGGCUGUAUGUUCAAACUUACUCCACAAGGAAUAUGUCUUGUGACAUCUGGAAUGUUUGGACUGGAAAGAUGAACUUUUGCGUCACUAUGAAUAAAACAGAUCACGACA